GCCCGUGACUACUGUAUUUGAUGCAAGUCACUUCAAAACCUGCAACUUGAGGGCAGCAUUGCAAUUGGCAAAACACACCCGGCACGCUUGCAAAGCGUGGUCGGCAACAACGACAACAAAGGAGAGAGCAUGGCGCAGCAGCGUGCUGGCAGUGGUGGUGGUGGCAGUGGUGGUGGCGCAGUGUUGAUGGGGUUGCUGCAGAAGGUGGUGAAGACGCCAGCGCUGGUGCAUGAUGUGGAUGUGGAGGAGGAAGUGGCGGGUGUGUUGAAAGCAUACGCAGAGGAGCUGCUGGGCAGUGGACAGGAGGAAAAGGCCCUGUGGCUGUACUCGAAGACAUGCAGCAUGUUUCGAGCGUCGUGGCUGCUGCGCCAUGACUUUGCGCUGACCCUGUACCGGGCGAGACGGUGGUCCGACGCGCUCGCCCUGUUAGAGGAGUGCAUGCAGUUGGCGCCGGAGGAGGCCUGCAUUGUGGAGUCACACGAGAACAUUGUCAACCUCGUUGUGGAGCGCUGGCACUUUCGCAUGCUCAACGACAAGCAGCGCAACGUGGCGUACCGCAAUGCAUUGCAAGCGGCAGUGGCCGAGAGGCUGGCCACAGGCUCCACGUGCACCGUGCUGGACAUUGGGGCGGGCACCGGGCUGCUCAGCUUGUAUGCCCUGGAAGCAGGCGCAACCGCCGUCUACGCCUGCGAAAUGAACGCGCCAAUGGCAGAGGUGGCCCGCGCAUGCAUCCGUCAACACCAGCAAACACAGCAGGAGAUGAAACGGCAGGAAAAGAAGGAAAAGAAGGAACAGGGGCAGCAUGAGUGCAGCCGUGCGUUUGGCGACGCCAAGAUCCAUGUGCUGCAGAAGCACUCGGGUGCGCUGUGCAUCGGCGAGGACCUGCCAGAGAAAGUGGACAUUGUUGUGACGGAGCUGGUGGAUGCCGGGCUGCUUGGCGAACACAUCCUGCCCGUCUUGGCGGACGCACGUGCGCGCUUGCUGAAGCCAGAUGGCGUCAUCAUCCCUGACCACGCCCAUCUCUACGGCGCAGUCGUCAGCAGCACGGAUCUCAGCACGCGGUGCCGCGCGACGUUUGCGGGUGGCGCGAUGGUGCUGGAGGCAGGUGACAUGUACACGUGCGAGAACUUGUCGCUCGUGGACCACACGAUGCUGACGCCACCCGUGUAUCUCGGCACAGUGCCACUCAGCCCAGCAGCUGGUGUGAGCGGACAGAAGUUUCAUGUGCCGGUCACAGCGCUCGCCACGGGCACGGCGCACGCCAUUGUGACCUGGUUUGAUAUGCAGCUCCUCAACACCAGCGACUGCAGCAGCGCGUUGGGCGAGGACGUUGAUGGCAGGGGAGAGACUACAGACACAGCAGCAUCCGGAGGGAAGCAGGCCGUUGACACACGUGAGCACAUCGCCCGGGCGCGGGCUGUGGUGCGGCUGGGACCACACGCCGGAUCACAGCACGUUGCACCACGGCGGCGGCGGCGAUACCAACAGCAGCGCUGAUGCGAGCACGAACCACAGUGCACGUGUUGUGAUGGCUGCGAUGGGGGAGGCAGACAUGGCCGCAGCCAACGAUCGCUUGUACCACGAGGUGCUGGUCCGUGGCGUGGCCCGAGACCAAGUGCGAGGUCGACAACAACAACAACAACACCGCUUGGAUGUAGUUGCGUACGUGUGUCGGGCGUGCUCAGUGCUGCCGCUGAUGCACAGGAAACACGCGAGCACGAGAAGUGGGGAGUGUGUGGUUGUUGUGGACGAUGGAACGCACGUGCUUGACCCAGACGAUGGAGACGAACACGAACAGCUGCAGCACGCAGCCACACAUGAUGGCGAUGAUGAUGGUGGUGAUGGCGAUGGUGAUGGUGA
Messenger RNA from Salpingoeca rosetta, 1860 nucleotides. RefSeq lists its product as uncharacterized. Gene Ontology annotation, biological process: peptidyl-arginine methylation. The transcript has 4 exons. The coding region runs from base 130 to 1497 and encodes 455 amino acids. Lineage: Eukaryota; Choanoflagellata; Craspedida; Salpingoecidae. The record is from RefSeq and is a predicted model, not a curated record. Gene Ontology annotation, molecular function: protein binding; protein-arginine omega-N monomethyltransferase activity.